CGCUGUGUGUGUUGCAGGUACGGUCAUCGUGCGGGCGACAGCAGCAAGCGGCCCGAGCUGGCCUGGGUCUAUGUCGGCAGCCACAAUCUCAGCAAAGUGAGUGAGCCGACAAACAGUGACACAUCUGUGGUUCCUCUCUCACCAUCCUCGUGUGUGUUGUGUGCCACACAUAUGCAGGCGGCGUGGGGCGAGCUGCAGGAAAACGACUCGAAGCUGUCCAUCCGGUCAUAUGAGCUGGGCAUCCUCAUCUCACCACACACACUCCGCGGCCGCACCCCGCCCCCACCACACACCACCCCCCACACACAGCUGGCCGGCUCAUCGUCAUCCAGCAGCAGCAGCGGUGCCGCCACACAGAUGCGGUCAUUCAUGUGGCGCAAACGCGAUGACACAGGUCGGACGACACAGACAGACAGGACACAUGCAGCCCAUAUCCACGCGUCUUGUGUGGGUGAUGGGCUGUGUGCACUGCAGGGUCCUCUCCCCUGCCCCGCCUCUACGCGGCCACUUCUCGGUGCCCGAGCGGUCCACCUGAUGUGCCGCUGAUCGGUGUGCCUCUGCCCUAUCCCCUGCCGCCGGUGCCCUACAGCAAUCGUGACGUGGUGUGGACGACAGACGGCAUUCACGCUGGGCCGGACAGGCUUGGCAAGGAGGCAGGUGGUGACGGCGCGAGCAAGACUGUUCAGAGCAGUUCCUCGCGGGCUGACUUCUGAUGUGGUGUGAGUGGGAAGUCGGAGGUGUAGUCUGUGGAUCGGUGUACAUGCACUACACGAUAGACGUCUCAUCGAUGCGUUGCGCAUCGACUGGACCUCAUACUGCACGCAAAGAUACUGCUCGAAUGAUGUCAACAAACA
Molecule: messenger RNA, 854 nt
Organism: Vitrella brassicaformis
Lineage: Eukaryota; Vitrellaceae
Source: the annotation of a GenBank genome assembly